AUGGAGUCAGAUAUCAUGCCCUUCCACUCGUCUUCCCCUCCUCCACUGGAUGAUGACGACGGAGAGGUGGGAUCAGAAGAGGACGAGUUUGGGGAGUUUGGAGGAUUCUCUGACGGGGGGUCCUACUCCUCUCUUGGCUUCGCUGAUUCUACUGAGCCACCCUCCAGACUCAGACAGCCUUCACCCACCAUAAAAACAGCCACCCGUCAACCCAACUCCAGCUUUAACCCUAACCCAGCUGAACAAUCCCAACCCAAAUCUACUGGUAACUCAGGGUCCAGCAGGGGCCAGCAUAGUAACACCCAAUCACCUUUUCACCUCACGAACGGUUACGCAGAAAAGAACCACAUCUCUGGGACCCACACUGCUUCUAUAUCAGGUGCUUGCUCUCCUAAAGAGGAAACAGGGUUUGCUGAUUUCACUGUGUUUACAGAGCAGGCAGCACAUCCUUGGUGCUGUGGCUUCUCUCCUAUGAGCAGCACAGAGCAGUGGGGUGGCGGAGUAGGAGGGACAAACGGUUUGGGUGAAAAACUCUGUGAUCCAGGACAUGGGAUAGUUAUGGACUCUGAGCCUAGAUCUCAUUGUACAAAUAAGGCUCGAGAAAACGGCUGCACCGAGGUCAAGCACUGUGAGGAAAGAGAUGCGGCCAUUGUGCAAUCAUCUCAGGACCACUGUCAGUCUCAGGAAGCUGCAGCAGCAACAGCUUUUGAUUAUCCAUCUUAUUCUAGGGAUGAGGAGCAAGGCAAGGCAGCAGACAGCCAGAGGAAAAGGAGGCAUCAUUUCAAUUCUGCAGAGGAAGAUGGAGAAGAUCGAGAGAACAGUGUUUCCACGGUGCCCCAAACAGUCAGUGAGUAUGAGUCUGCUACAGAGGACCUGGGAUCCUGCUGUGAUGACAUUUCAUUUGAGUGUCCCUCUGAGGAUUUUGAGCCAAAUGUUUCGUCUUUGGCUUCGCGAGAGGAUCAGACUGACGUGGACCAGACUGAUGCCGAGGAAGAAGAACUGGGAGACUACAGUUACACGACUAACCUCAGACCGUCACAGUCAGAGGCAGAGAAGGAUUCUCAUCAUCACUGCGACCAAUCUGCAACUCAGGAAACUUCCGCUACCUCCAAACAGUCCUGUGCAACAUAUACAGACGGUGAAUUUGCAGACUUCGAAGGUGGCACUUCUGAGCCUCACAGCGAUGGUGACCACGCCCAAACAGCUGAGGUAGGGGUGCAGAUUCUUGGGAGCCUCCCGCCGAGUGAUAGCUUCGCAGAUUUCUGCUCAGCGCCCACGCAAGAGGAUGUAGAUGGGUCGUGGGCGGAGUUCAAGGAGCAGAGGGCUCAGGAGGAGGGGAAAACUUGGACUCAGUUUAGAGAAGUCAGCAGUCUGCAGAUGGAUGGGGACUCUGAGGAGGAGGACCGGAUGGGACAACACAGGAAGAGCUGUCAGGCUUCACUGUCCUGCCGUGUCCAGCAGCUCCUCCAGGCCAGUUUCCCAGAGGUCGUGGUCCCAGCUGUGGAGGAGGAGGUGGAGGAGGAGGAGGUGUCCAGCCUCAGUGCUUUGUUUCAACCACAAUGUUUCCCUGAGAAUGAUGAAGAGGCGAUACCAGACUCGUGUCCCAGAGCUCAGGGGGCUCAGCUGGGUUCACAGUGGUCUCAGCAGGACAUCCACAAUGCAGUUGGCCUCCGGUUUCAGUGGGGUGGUUCCCAUACAAACAGGACUCUGCUCAGGUGCCUUGGUGUGGACACAAGGAACGUUGUGUUCAUUGGCAUGAAGAAGCAGCCAUUGGCUGUGCCUGCUUUUGCAUCCAGCCUGGGAAUGCUAGAGCCCACCAAAGACUCUGUGCCAGCUGUCAGUUCUCCAAGACACACAGUGGUCACAGGACAAGCACCUCCAGGGCCACCGAACAUACCGGACCCCUCAACAGAAUCAAUGCAGGAGGCGCUCCCUUCCAGCCAGCUGGACUGGAGCAGACGUGGCCUUAGCAGCUCUCAGGACGGCUGCUCUGCUCUCAACUUGGAUUAUUUUGGUCCUGAGGAAGGGAACAGAUCCCGCAGCAGCAGCAGCAGCCGGAGCAACACUCCUCCUCCAGGAGUGGACCGUGAACUGUAUGAGUUGACCAUCAGCAAACUGGAAAUUAGCACUAACAGCAUCUGCGUAGAGGACACUAUGAAUCGCCUGUUGUCCACAGCAGAGAAGACGAGUACUUCAGUCAGGAAACCUCAGCAGAAUGAAGAGGUGACUGCAGAGGCCAGCAGGCUGAUCUCUGGACUGCCUGACCUGUCUUUCAUGCAGGCCAAAGUCCUCAUGUUCCCAAGCAUUCUCAUACCCAAAGAAUGA
This is a messenger RNA of Scomber scombrus (Atlantic mackerel), 2325 nucleotides long. RefSeq names its product aftiphilin b (gene aftphb). Bases 1 to 2325 code for a protein of 774 amino acids. Gene Ontology annotation, biological process: intracellular transport. Gene Ontology annotation, molecular function: clathrin binding. The transcript has 10 exons. Gene Ontology annotation, cellular component: trans-Golgi network membrane; AP-1 adaptor complex. The record is from RefSeq and is a predicted model, not a curated record. NCBI's taxonomy places the organism in Eukaryota, Metazoa, Chordata, Actinopteri, Scombriformes, Scombridae.